CAGGAAGAGAUUGUUCAUGUAAUUGGCAGACACAGGAGCCCCUGCAUGCAGGAUAGGAGCCACAUGCCUUACACAGAUGCUGUAGUACAUGAGAUCCAGAGAUACAUUGACCUUGUCCCCACCGGUGUGCCCCAUGCAGUGACCACUGAUAUUAAGUUCAGAAACUACCUUAUCCCUAAGGGCACAAUCGUAAUAACAUUACUCACUUCUGUGCUGCACGAUGACAAAGAAUUCCCUAAUCCCAAGAUCUUUGACCCUGGCCACUUUCUGGAUGAGAAUGGCAACUUUAAGAAAAGUGACUACUUCAUGCCUUUCUCAGCAGGAAAACGAAUUUGUGCAGGAGAGGGACUUGCCCGCAUGGAGUUAUUUUUAUUUCUAACCACAAUUUUACAGAACUUUAACCUGAUAUCUGUUGCUGAUUUAAAGAACCUCAAUACUACUUCAGCUACCAGAGGGAUUAUUUCUCUGCCACCCUCGUACAGGAUCUGCUUCAUUCCUGUCUGA
This is a messenger RNA of Mandrillus leucophaeus (drill), 504 nucleotides long. RefSeq names its product cytochrome P450 2C20-like. Gene Ontology annotation, biological process: xenobiotic metabolic process. Gene Ontology annotation, molecular function: oxidoreductase activity, acting on paired donors, with incorporation or reduction of molecular oxygen, reduced flavin or flavoprotein as one donor, and incorporation of one atom of oxygen; heme binding; iron ion binding. Gene Ontology annotation, cellular component: intracellular membrane-bounded organelle; cytoplasm. The transcript is spliced from 3 exons. The coding region runs from base 46 to 504 and encodes 152 amino acids. The record is from RefSeq and is a predicted model, not a curated record. Lineage: Eukaryota; Metazoa; Chordata; Mammalia; Primates; Cercopithecidae.